Triticum aestivum (bread wheat) is the source of this 753-nucleotide messenger RNA. Its product is annotated as dehydrin DHN3. Gene Ontology annotation, biological process: cold acclimation; response to abscisic acid; response to water deprivation. The transcript has 2 exons. The record is from RefSeq and is a predicted model, not a curated record. NCBI's taxonomy places the organism in Eukaryota, Viridiplantae, Streptophyta, Magnoliopsida, Poales, Poaceae. Gene Ontology annotation, cellular component: cytosol. Bases 77 to 559 code for a protein of 160 amino acids.
GUUGCAGUCAAGUGAGGAAGACAACACACCAGAUUUCUGAGAGAACCAAAGAUCAACACCAGUGCAAUUCUGCAAGAUGGAGUACCAGGGACAGCAGCAGCAGGCCCAGGCGGCCAACCGCGUGGACGAGUACGGUAACCCGGUGGCCGGCCACGGCACCGGCGCGGCCACUGGUGGGCAUAUCCAGCCCCUGAAGGACGAGCACCAGGCUGGCGGCGGGAUCCUGCACCGGUCCGGCAGCUCGAGCUCCAGCUCGUCUGAGGAUGAUGGCAUGGGCGGAAGGAGAAAGAAGGGCAUCAAAGAGAAGAUCAAGGAGAAGCUCCCCGGUAGUCACGCUGACCAGCAGCAGACCGCUGGCACCUACGGACAGCAAGGUCAUACGGCAGGGAUGGCCGGCACCGGGGCGCAUGGGGCGCAUGGCACCACGGCCUCCGGCGGCACCCAGGGGCUGCAGGGACACACCGGAAUGACCGACACGGCGACUCACGGCGCCCACGGCACGGGCGAGAAGAAGGGCGUCAUGGACAAGAUCAAGGACAAGCUGCCCGGACAGCACUGAACACGGCCCGCGGCCACCUUGGCAGAAUAAUAAGAUGGAGAUACAAUAAAACUUCCUGAAACAAACUGAGAUUUAGCUCACUUGUAAUGUCUGAGUUCUGAGUUUUGUAGACUUGAAUUUGGGUUUCUUGUACGUACCCGGGUCUAUUUCUACAGCAUCGUCCAAAAUAUAAAUAUAAUUGCUUCCAGAAUCUA